AUGUUUGUAGACUUGGGAUUUCUGGGCAGUUCAUCUGUCUGUCCGCCCGUCUGUGCGAUAACUCAGGGCAGUUCAUCUGUCUGUCCACCCGUCUGUGCGAUAACUCAGGGCAGUUCAUCUGUCUGUCCGCCCGUCUGUGCGAUAACUCAGGGCAGUUCAUCUGUCUGUCCGCCCGUCUGUGCGAUAACUCAGGGCAGUUCAUCUGUCUGUCCGCCCGUCUGUGCGAUAACUCAGGGCAGUUCAUCUGUCUGUCCGUCCGUCCGUGCGAUAACUCAGGGGAGUUCAUCUGUCUUUCCGCCCGUCUGUGCGAUAACUCAGGGCAGUUCAUCUGUCUGUCCGCCCGUCUGUGCGAUAACUCAGGGCAGUUCAUCUGUCUGUCCGCCCGUCUGUGCGAUAACUCAGGGCAGUUCAUCUGUAUGUCCGCCCGUCUGUGCGAUAACUCAGGGCAGUCCAUCUCUCUGUCCGUCCGUCUGUGCGAUAACUCAGGGCAGUUCAUCUGUCUUUCCGCCCGUCUGUGCGAUAACUCAGGGCAGUUCAUCUGUCUGUCCGCCCGUCUGUGCGAUAACUCAGGGCAGUUCAUCUGUCUUUCCGCCCGUCUGUGCGAUAACUCAGGGCAGUUCAUCUGUCUGUCCGCCCGUCUGUGCGAUAACUCAGGGCAGUCCAUCUCUCUGUCCGUCCGUCUGUGUGAUAACUCAGGGUAGUCCAUCUGUCUUUCCGUCCGUCUGUGCGAUAACUCAGGGCAGUCCAUUUGUUUGUCCGUCCGUCUGUGCGAUAACUCAGGUCAAUUUAUCUGUCUAUCUGGCUGUGGGAUAUAACUUUUGA
Molecule: messenger RNA, 822 nt
Organism: Homalodisca vitripennis (glassy-winged sharpshooter)
Lineage: Eukaryota; Metazoa; Arthropoda; Insecta; Hemiptera; Cicadellidae
Product: keratin-associated protein 16-1-like
Exons: 2
Coding region: 1-822 (273 amino acids)
Source: RefSeq, a predicted model, not a curated record